GCGGCUUCCAAGACCCGGCCAAGGGGGUGGACAUGAGGGUGGUGAAGCGGAAGCAGUUCGAUAUGCCGGCCAUGUCGACCGCGGACGCCAUUGUCUGCCUCGAGUACAUCGGCCAUGAUUUCUACGUCUUCCGCAACGAGGACUCGGGGGAGAUCAAUGUCGUCUACAAGCGCAAGCUGGGCGGCGUUGGCGUGAUCGAGCCCCGCGCAUGAGGGGGGGACUCGAGGGCUUGGGAGAGGAGUGCGGCCGGGGAAAGAGGGGUUAUAAAGUGUGGGAGCGAUGCGAUGGAAAGCGAUGGAGAGGGGAGGAGCAAGGAUGGGAAUGCGGGGGAGGCAGAAAAAGGGGCGAGGGUGGAGGGCGAGGGCCGUGGCCGGGCUAGAGACGGGGGUCCUUUGACUCCUUUGGAGGGGCUUUGAACGCCACCUUCGGUGAACGCACGACUCUCCACAUGAAGUCAUGAAGACACUCCCUGUCGCCUCGCAACAGCUUUCCUGUGGGUGGGCGCAGGCGGGGCACGCCUGGUUGGAGGCCGAGGUCGAGGGGGUUGCGCAGGCUACAGAGGGCGAUAGAUAGAUAGGUAGGAAGGAAGGAAGUGGGGGGGAAGUGAGAUGGAGAUAGGGAGGAAGGGGAUAAGCAGGCGAAAGAAGGGGCGAUGCGGGGGGAGGGGAGGACGUAGCAGAUGGUGUAUCCGGGUGGGAGAGGCGGCUUGCUUUGAGGUUAGGAAGGGAGUCGAGCGCGGACAGGAGGGUGUAUAGCAGACAAAGUGGGCGGGAAAAGCAAACGCGAGCAUUCGUUUCUGAACCGGGCGGUCUGCGAGAGGAAUAUAGGAAUAAAUGAACAAGGGAAGAAAUAAUUAAGGAACAAAGGAAUAAAGGAAUACAGGAAUACAGGAAUGGAGGAAAUGAAAGGAAUAGCAGGAAUGUCGA
Messenger RNA from Nannochloropsis gaditana CCMP526, 926 nucleotides. RefSeq names its product sigma 54 modulation protein ribosomal protein s30ea. Gene Ontology annotation, biological process: negative regulation of translational elongation. Gene Ontology annotation, cellular component: cytosolic small ribosomal subunit. The transcript has 2 exons. Gene Ontology annotation, molecular function: ribosomal small subunit binding. The record is from RefSeq and is a predicted model, not a curated record. Bases 33 to 212 code for a protein of 59 amino acids.